AUGUCCCGCCGCUCACCUCCAAUAGAGGUUGUUCUGGACCUACUCGCAGAGAAGGACCGACUGGUCCGCGAGAAGGACGAACUGGUCGAGUCGAAGAACAAGAUGUGGCGCGAAUACUACGACCUCUUGCAGGAGAAGGAUCGUGAGAAUGACUGGCUGCGGGAGGAAUUCGAGAAAUCGAAGCGUCGAUCCAAGGAGCUGGAAACGGCGCUAAGAGACCUCCUCGAUCGAGACGAUGAGGAGGAGGUGGAGGAAGAUGAGGAGGCAGUGGUGGAGGAGGUCGACGACGGGGACGACGGAUAUGGCGCGUAUCGUACGGCAGAGGAGGAGAUGCAGAAUAAGCAUGAGCAGCAGGAACAGGAAAGUUACAUCGAUCGGAAGAACCUCAGCCAAGAGAGCCUUCAUUCGUGUAAUCCACCAUUCGACGAUGUUGGACCAGGCCGACGAUUCUACGACGGCAGACCUGCACCUGCACCAUCACCGCCAGUUGCAAUGGAGCGACUGCAAGCACCCCGCCCUCUCGUCCGUCAAGCUCCUCCUCCGCCUACCAGGGUAGACUACAGCGCGUUUGUUUUUGCGCCGCUCAUCCGCGUUUUGGACAAUCGCGAAGAUAGAUGUGGUGGCAUAAGCAGCGUGGCUCCAACUGUGAUAAAGUCCAUCCGCUCCACGAUGGAUCAGCUUGAACAGAAACAGCAUCCAGGCCCGUUCGAGUCGACGUGCUGCGCCUGGAAGUAUCUCGAGGGUCACAAGUCACAAGCACCAUGGACCAAUGAGUUGCCGCGUCGGGAAGCUUGUCGCGCUUGUUUCAACGCCAGGCGUGCAUGCUUGCUCUGGCUCGGUGACAUGAAGUGGAUGGUCCUGCCUCUGCCACCCCGGGUACGGAAUAACAGUACGACGUGGCGGGAUGCAGAGUACUACAUCUAUCCCGGCGGCGAAGAUUCGACGGAAUUCCCGGGAGUCUGGCGAGAAUCGACACAGAAGAGGAAGAAGCGGAGGCAGAGUGAUGAUGUUGGUUGA
Saxophila tyrrhenica is the source of this 1017-nucleotide messenger RNA. RefSeq lists its product as uncharacterized. The record is from RefSeq and is a predicted model, not a curated record. The transcript has 2 exons. Lineage: Eukaryota; Fungi; Ascomycota; Dothideomycetes; Mycosphaerellales; Extremaceae. The coding region runs from base 1 to 1017 and encodes 338 amino acids.